Molecule: messenger RNA, 2867 nt
Organism: Plectropomus leopardus (leopard coralgrouper)
Lineage: Eukaryota; Metazoa; Chordata; Actinopteri; Perciformes; Serranidae
Product: nuclear factor 7, ovary-like
Molecular function (GO): protein binding; zinc ion binding
Source: RefSeq, a predicted model, not a curated record
GGUCUAUGGCAACUUAGUGAAAAUAAUGCUAUUUCCCCUGUGAGGUUUAAUUAAGUAUACAAAAACUAAAUAAACGAUUUAAAAAAGGGUCAGAAAAGCAGAGAUUUUUAAUAGAUGGAUUUGGUCUUCCUGGAGACAGAUGCAACUCUAUCAAAGAGUUAAAUACAAGACAAGUACAAGUUGUGUUUUUAGUUGUUUGUGACAUGUUAAACUGCUCCACAGUGACCACUGAGUGGACAGCUACAGCGGUCACUUUUCUAAAGCAGGAUUUUUUUAAGAUUCAGGAAAAAGAAUUUGCUCUGCUUGUGUGUUGCUGUUUUUUUAGUGAUCUUUUCAUUAAAGUUAAGUUGAUAUACAGACGUGAUGUCAAAGAAGUGUGAUGGCUCAGAUUCAUCACUGGUUUCCUUUCAGAUUAUCUGAGACUAAAGAGAAAACAGUUUGUUAUUGUUUGGCUUUCAGUGAGAAGAGACGCAUUGACAGACGCUAAGAUUUACCUUCAUCUCACAGCUGUGACUUUGACAGCUACAGGAGGGCGUACUUUAGUAGUUAACUAUGUCAUAUUUACAUGUGUUACUGUCCAAAAGUUUUGGUCUGAAGUUAUUAAGAAGAUUUGUGCCUUAACCAAAGUUUGUAUUAAGCCGGAUUCUGUACUCUGUAUAAUAGUUCUGCCAAGAUUGUCUGACCAACAACACAAUAAGUGGAUGUCUGUAGUUUUGUUGUUGCCUAAAAGUUGAUUUUUUUUUUUUUUGUAAAUGGAGAGACAGCAGUGCUCCAGACAUUCAAGACUGGACUGAUGCAAUGUUGAAAAUAGCUAAAUUUGGGGAAAAAAAUAUUUUAUAUGAAUAAAGGCUCAGUAGGUGAGUAUACCUAAAUAUGGUUGUCCUCCUUAGCAGCCAUGUCCUAAAGACGACAGAUGGAAAAGUUACCACAUUAAAACGCUUUAUCUUGAUAAAGCAUGCAAUUAGACUAAUGCACAUAUAUAUUCACUUUUGCAUAAUUUAAUUUGCAUCUAUUAGUUUGUUGUUGGCUUGUUUGCUUUUUGUAGGUGCUGUUGUUGCUGUGUUUGCUUUUAUUGUAUGCAUGUUCUGUUUAUUGCUAGUUUGCUUGCUGUUUUUUUUGAUGCGCUGCAUACGGUGCAGAUUAUUGUUCUGCUGUCUGAUUUUCAACUGUACUUGUGAAUAACAAUAAAACUUGAGGAGAAAAAAAAGUUGUACAGUAUGUCUGCUGCUGACUGAUAAAACACUAAGAUACUAAAAGUGAAAGUAACUGAGGCAGCUCUCUGCAGCAGGGAAGGGCAACACAUGUGAUUUCCUGUUUUUGCGUCUUGCCUGCUGUGUUUUGUGUUUCACUCAGAGACGAAAUGGCUUCGAGAUCAGAGGAGGAUCUCUCCUGUCCGGUCUGUCAGGACGUCUUUAAAGAUCCUGUUGUUCUGUCAUGUAGCCACAGUUUCUGUAAAGACUGUCUGAAGAGCUGGUGGAGAGAGAAACCAACAAAGGAGUGUCCAGUUUGUAAGAGAAGAUCCUCAAAGAGUGACCCACCCCGUAACCUGGCAUUGAGGAACCUGUGUGAGUCUUUCUUACAGGAGAGACAUCAGACAGUUUCAACAGAAGCUCUCUGCAGUCUGCACUCUGAGAAACUCAAACUCUUCUGUCUGGACCAUCAGCAGCCGGCGUGUCUCGUCUGCAGAGAUUCAAAAACACACAACAACCACAGUUUCAGACCAAUCGAUGAAGUUGCGCAAGAACACAGGAAGGAACUUCGGGAAACUCUGGAGCCCGUAAGGAAGAAGUUAAAGGUUUUUAAACAAGUUAAGGAGGAGUGUGAUCAAACAGCAGCUCACAUGAAGUUUCAGGCUCAGCAGACAGAGAUGCAGAUUAAGGAGCAGUUUAAGAAGCUUCACCAGUUUCUACACGAGGAAGAGGAGGCCAGGGUCUCCGCUCUGAGGGAGGAGGAGCAGCAGAAGAGUCGGAGGAUGAAGGAGAAGCUGGAGGCUCUGAGCAGAGAGAUAGCAGCUCUUUCAGACACAGUCAGAGACACAGAGGACGAGCUGAGAGCCGACGACGCCUCGUUCUUGCUCAACUACAAGGCUGCAGUGGACAGAGUCCAGCAGCGCCCCCUGCUGGAGGAUCCACAGCUGCUCUCAGGAGCUCUGAUAGACGAGGCCAAACACCUGGGAAACCUGUCCUUCAACAUCUGGAACAAGCUGAAGGACAUGGUCUCCUACAGUCCUCUGUUUUUGAAUCCAAACUCUGCUCAUCCAGAACUCAUCCUGACUGAAGAUCUGACCAGUGUGAGACGCGGACAGGAACAGCAGCUUCCUCAAAACCCAGAGAGGUUUGAUUCUUACUGGUCUGUUCUGGGCUCUGAGGGCUUCAACUCAGGGAUUCACAGCUGGGACGUUGAGGUCGGAGACAGCCCAGACUGGAGACUUGGUGUCAUGGAAGAGUCUGUCCAGAGGAAGGGACUCAUACAGUCUGGAUUAUGGAGAAUAAUGUUCUAUGAAAACAAAUACUUUGCAUGGUCACCACCAGCUCAAGCCAAUGUUCUCAAAUUGCAGAAAAAGUUCAAGAGGAUCAGAAUAAAACUGGACUGGAACAAAGGAAAGCUGUCGUUCUCUGACGCUGAUACUAACACACGCAUACACACAUUCAAACACACUUUCACCGAGAGAAUGUUUCCAUACAUUCACACUGCCGAUAAACUGAAGAUAUCACCACUGAAGGUCUCUGUGACUGUGGAAUAGAGCAGUGAGAGAUCAACAGGAUGAUUAUAUCCAUGAUGUUGACAUGGGUUAAAGGCAAAAAGCAACAUGGCUCAACAUGUACAAGAAAAAUUAUUUAAAAAAAAAAAUAAAAACAAAGGUAACG